AUGGGUCGAGAAUUGCAGAAGAAGAAGAAUCGGUCGUCGAUCAGCAAAGUCAAGCACAAGCCCAAGUCCAAGAAGAGACUUUUGCACCAUCCCAUCGUCGCCGAGAACUGGGACAAAAGCCUCACAUUUGCGCAAAACUAUGCGCGGCUGGGUCUCACAGCAAAGCUCAACAAGAGCACUGGUGGUACCGACAAGAAAGUGUCAGAUGUGCAGCGUGAGGCAGCGGGAGAGCGAAAUGCAUUUUCUGCAGGCCGCGAUCCACUGAAUAUCGCCUCAACUUCAAGGCGCAAUGAAAAGCUCGAUGUCACUGAGGCCAAGAUCGAGAGGGACCCCGAGACUGGUGAAAUCUUGAGAAUUAUCGAGCAGGGCGGAGGUGCGAGGGCCAACCCUUUAAACGAUCCACUCAACGAUCUGGAUUCGGACGAUUCUUCGGAUGGCGAGGAGAUUCUGAGCUUACGGAACCAGCAUGGCAACACAGAUAGUGCCGUGGGAGGAGCUGCGAGUGGGAAGACGGAGACAGUGCGCAAGCUGGAGGCGGCAGCGAAUCGGCCUGUGCAAAAGUACAAGCGCAGACAACCCGAGGGCGAGGUGGCUUUCAUCGAGGAACUGGUUGCAAAGUACGGAGAAGAUUACGGCAAGAUGGCGCGGGAUACAAAGAUCAACUAUAUGCAAAGGAGCGAGGGUGAUCUAAAGAAGCGGAUCAAAAAGUGGCGGGAGAGCGGAGGCAGGAUUGAUUGA
Messenger RNA from Ramularia collo-cygni, 738 nucleotides. RefSeq names its product related to Nucleolar protein 16. The record is from RefSeq and is a predicted model, not a curated record. Bases 1 to 738 code for a protein of 245 amino acids. Gene Ontology annotation, cellular component: nucleolus. Gene Ontology annotation, biological process: ribosomal large subunit biogenesis. Lineage: Eukaryota; Fungi; Ascomycota; Dothideomycetes; Mycosphaerellales; Mycosphaerellaceae. The transcript has a single exon.